Messenger RNA from Solea solea (common sole), 3669 nucleotides. RefSeq names its product NACHT, LRR and PYD domains-containing protein 12-like. The record is from RefSeq and is a predicted model, not a curated record. The coding region runs from base 26 to 3607 and encodes 1193 amino acids. Lineage: Eukaryota; Metazoa; Chordata; Actinopteri; Pleuronectiformes; Soleidae. The transcript is spliced from 11 exons. Gene Ontology annotation, molecular function: protein binding.
UGGACCUGGACCCAGCUGUGUUUCCAUGAAGAGUGACCAGUCUAUAGGUCGUAUUAUUAACUUCAAGGAUGGACAAAAACAUGGUGAACUGAUAGUUGAUCAGCAGAGGACAGAGGUUCUCAGUGGUCAGUCUGUCCAGCAGCAUGGAGCAGACCUGGACUCCAUAUUUAAGCUGCUGGAGGAGAACAUCAUCUGCUUUGUGAAGAACGAGCUGAAGAAGAUCCACAAGGUUCUGGAUACAGAUCACACAGAAGUCUCAGAGAGUCAGAGGGAGGAUGAGGAGCAGAGGAGCAGCAGAGAGGCCUUUCUGAAGAUCACAGGGGACUUCUUAAGGAGGAUGAAGCAGGAGAAGCUAGCUGACAAAAUCAGAGCUCCAGCUUGUCGACGUGAACUCAAAUCAAACCUGAAGAAGAAGUUCCAGUGUUUGUUUGAGGGCGUGGCUAAAGCAGGAAACCCCACCCUUCUGAAUGAGAUCUUCACAGAGCUUUACAUCACAGAGGGAGGGACUGGAGAGGUCAAUGAAGAACAUGAGGUCAGACAGAUUGAAAGAGCUUCCUGGAAACCAGACAGACCAGAAACAUCCAUCAGACAAGAAGACAUCUUUAAAGCCUCAGCUGGAAGAGACGGACCAAUCAGAAGAGUGAUGACAAAGGGCGUGGCUGGCAUUGGGAAAACAGUGUUAACACAGAAGUUCACUCUGGACUGGGCUGAAGACGAAAGCAACCAGGACGUACAGUUCAUGUUUCCCUUCACCUUCAGAGAGCUGAAUGUGCUGAAAGAGAAGAAGUUUAGUUUGGUGGAACUCAUCCAUCACUUCUUCACUGAAACCAAAGAAGCAGGAAUCUGCAGGUUUGAAGACUUUAAGGUGGUCUUCAUCUUUGAUGGUCUGGACGAGUGUCGACUUCCUCUGGACUUCCACAACACUGAGAUCCUGACUGACGUCACAGCGUCCACCUCAGUGGACGUGCUGCUGACAAACCUCAUCAGGGGGAAACUGCUUCCCUCUGCUCGCCUCUGGAUAACCACACGACCUGCAGCAGCCAAUCAGAUCCCUCCUGAUUGUGUGGACAUGGUGACAGAGGUCAGAGGGUUCACGGACCCACAGAAGGAGGACUACUUCAGGAAGAGGUUCAGAGAUGAGGAGCAGGCCAGGAGGAUCAUCUCCCACAUCCAGACAUCACGAAGCCUCCACAUCAUGUGCCACAUCCCAGUCUUCUGCUGGAUCACUGCAACAGUUCUGGAGAACAUGCUGAAAACCAGAGAUGGAGGAGAACUGCCCAAGACCCUGACUGAGAUGUACAUCCACUUCCUGGUGGUUCAGUCCAAAGUGAAGAGGGUCAAAUAUGAUGGAGGAGCUGAGACAGAUCCACACUGGAGUCCAGAGAACAGGAAGAUGAUUGAGUCUCUGGGGAAACUGGCUUUUGAGCAGCUGCAGAAAGGAAACCUGAUCUUCUAUGAAUCAGACCUGACAGAGUGUGGCAUCGAUAUCAGAGCAGCUUCAGUUUACUCAGGAGUCUUCACUCAGAUCUUUAAAGAGGAGAGAGGCCUGUACCAGGACAAGGUCUUCUGCUUUGUCCAUCUGAGUGUUCACGAGUUUCUGGCUGCUCUUCAUGUUCAUCUGACCUUCAUCACCUCUGGAACAAAUCUGUUGUCAGAACCAACAACAAGCCAGUUGACCAGACCGUUUGGAAAAAAACCUAAACUGAAUCAUCUGCACCAGAGUGCUGUGGACGAGGCCUUACUGAGUCCAAAUGGACACCUGGACUUGUCCCUCCGCUUCCUCCUGGGUCUUUCACUGGAGACCAAUCAGAAGCUCUUGAGAGGUCUACUGACACAAACAGGAAGUGGUUCACAGACCAAUCAGGAAACAGUUGAGUACAUCAAGAGGAAGAUCAGUGAGAAUCUGUCAGCAGAGAGAAGCAUCAACCUGUUCCACUGUCUGAAUGAACUGAACCAUCGUUCUCUUGUGGAGGAGAUCCAAGAGUCCCUCGCAUCAGGAAGCCUGUCCACAAAGACACUGUCUCCAGCUCAGUGGUCAGCUCUGGUCUUCAUCUUACUGUCAUCAGGAAAAGAUCUGGAAGAGUUUGACCUGAAGAAAUACUCUGCUUCAGAGGAGGCUCUUCUGAAGCUGCUGCCGGUGGUCAAAGCCUCCAACAAAGCUCUACUGAGUGGCUGUAACCUCUCAAAAAGAAGCUGUGGAGCUCUGUCCUCAGUCCUCAGCUCUGUGUCCUCUCGUCUGAGACACGUGGACCUGAGUAACAACGACCUGCAGGAUCCAGGAGUGAAGCUGCUGUGUGAUGGACUGAAGAGUCCUCACUGUUCUCUGGAGACUCUCAGAAUGAGUGGCUGUAAACUCUCAGAGAGAAGCUGUGAAGCUCUGUCCUCAGUCCUCAGCUCUGUGUCCUCUUGUCUGAGACACGUGGACCUGAGUAACAACGACCUGCAGGAUCCAGGAUUGAAGCUGCUGUGUGAUGGACUGAAGAGUCCUCACUGUUCUCUGGAGACUCUCAGUCUGUCAGGUUGUCUGGUCUCAGAGGAAGGAUGUUCUUCUCUGACCUCAGCUCUGAACUCCAACCCCUCCCAUCUGAGAGAACUGGACCUGAGUAACAAUGACCUGCAGGAUCCAGGAGUGAAGCUGCUGUGUGAUGGACUGAAGAGUCCUCACUGUUCUCUGGAGACUCUCAGUCUGUCAGGUUGUCUGGUCUCAAAGGAAGGAUGUUCUUCUCUGACCUCAGCUCUGAACUCCAACCCCUCCCAUCUCAGAGAACUGGACCUGAGUAACAAUGACCUGAAGGAUCCAGGAGUGAAGCUGCUGUGUGAUGGACUGAAGAGUCCUCAUUGUUCUCUGGAGACUCUCAGUCUGUCAGGUUGUCUGGUCUCAAAGGAAGGAUGUUCUUCUCUGACCUCAGCUCUGAACUCCAACCCCUCCCAUCUGAGAGAACUGGACCUGAGCUACAAUCAUCCAGGAGACUCAGGAGAGAAGCUGCUGUCUGCUGGACUGAAGAGUCCUCACUGGAGACUGGACACUCUCAGGAUGGACCAUGCUGGAGAGCAGUGGUUAAAACCUGGUGUCAGGAAGUAUUCAUGUGAACUGGAACUGGACACAAACACAAUGAGCAGAAAACUCAAACUGUCUGACGACAACAGGAAAGUGACCGGUGUGACAGAAGAUCAGUCGUAUCCUGAUCAUCCAGACAGAUUUGACGUCUGUCCUCAGCUGCUGUGUAGACCUGGUCUGACUGGUCGCUGUUACUGGGAGGUCGAGUGGAGAGGAGAUGUUUUUAUAUCACUGAGUUACAGAGGAAUCAAGAGGAAAGGCAACAGUUCUGACUCUUUGUUUGGAGAUAAUGAUCAGUCCUGGAGUCUGUUCUGCUCUGAUGAUGAUGGUUACUCUGUCCUUCACUGUGGGACAGAAACACCCAUCAUGUCCUCUGUCUCUCACAGAGUAUCAGUGUAUGUGGACUGUCCUGCUGGGACUCUGUCCUUCUACAGCGUCUCCUCUGACUCACUGAUCCACCUCCACACCUUCAGGACCACAUUCACUGAACCGGUUUAUCCUGGGUUCCUGGUCUGGCGUGGUUCCUCAGUGUCUCUGUGUCCUCUGUAGGACAUGAAGAGACAGCAGCUUCAGUGGUGGACGAGGUCAAAGCUCGUCUCAGUCAUUCUUUG